Galendromus occidentalis (western predatory mite) is the source of this 807-nucleotide messenger RNA. It is a transcript of the gene MED4, whose product is annotated as mediator complex subunit 4. Bases 1 to 747 code for a protein of 248 amino acids. Gene Ontology annotation, molecular function: transcription coregulator activity. The record is from RefSeq and is a predicted model, not a curated record. NCBI's taxonomy places the organism in Eukaryota, Metazoa, Arthropoda, Arachnida, Mesostigmata, Phytoseiidae. Gene Ontology annotation, biological process: regulation of transcription by RNA polymerase II. The transcript has 5 exons. Gene Ontology annotation, cellular component: core mediator complex; mediator complex.
AUGGCGGCUACCGGCACCAAGGGAAAGCUCCUACGAGUUAUAGAUGAUAUGGAAAUCAUCGCCAAGGAAUUGGUGGACAAUUUCUUGGCUCCUAAGUCCCAGAAACUGAGUAGUGCGGAGCACUAUCAUCUCGGGGAGAUCCUCGUCGCGAAAGACCAGGAGUUCAAAGAUCUCCUCCAGCAAGCUCGUCAGCAAGAGAAGGUCGAGGAAGUCAUCGAAGCUCUACAAGAGGAAGUCGACCGUCAGGACAAAGACAUCCAUACACUACAAAGCAAUCUCAAGGAGGCCGAGAACCUACUGGCGACCGCAAUUUUCCAAGCGAAACAAAAGCUCGAGUCGAUCAAGAAAGCUCAGGAGAACCAGGUCUCCUCAGAGGAAUUGAUCAAAUAUGCACAUCGGAUAUCCGCCUCGUCUGCGGUCGCCGCGCCUCACAAUUGGCAGCAGGGAGAUGUGCGACGCCCAUAUCCGACAGACAUUGAGAUGCGCCAGGGAUCGUUGGGCAGAAUGUGUGAUCUCCCGCUACCACCUGCUGAAGGACCCCGUGGAAUCCUCGAGGGAAGUUUGGGAACGCCCGUCGGUGGUCCGCCAUCCGGAUUCUCGUGGCAACUCGGAUCUACAUUGUCGUCCCAAGACAUCAAGCCCAAUUUGUCUUCCCUGGCCCUGCAGACGGGACUGGAGACGAAGAACGAAGACGUCGAAGUUAUGUCGACAGAUUCCAGUUCGUCAUCAAGCAGCGACAGCCAAUGAGGAUAAUCCUAUCCCAUCACAAUGUACAUGAGCAGGUUUUGUAAAUAAGAUCAGGAUUUU